Colletotrichum scovillei is the source of this 5373-nucleotide messenger RNA. Its product is annotated as leucine rich repeat protein. Bases 1195 to 4890 code for a protein of 1231 amino acids. The record is from RefSeq and is a predicted model, not a curated record. NCBI's taxonomy places the organism in Eukaryota, Fungi, Ascomycota, Sordariomycetes, Glomerellales, Glomerellaceae. The transcript has 5 exons.
GCUGUCUUUCGCCUUUCCCCUAUGGAUACACGUACAUUGGCACUCAGCACUGGCCUCUCCUACCUUACCUUACUCUCUCGGUCACUCUCUCUUCCAUUACUAGGUAUGAGGCUAUGAGGUGCACCUUACUCCGUAGACUCAUCUCUUCCUCUCGCGUCUCCAAACCUCCUAGUUGAAUGAACAAGUACCAUUUCGUAUCCACGCACCCCCCCACCCCCGUCAUGCUCCCCCAAGUCCGCUGCCUCUUGUUCGCUGUGUGUCUCUCUUGCGCGGCGUGCCGCGAACACCAUCUUCCCUGGUCUCUGAGGUCGUGUUUGUUCUCCAACAUCUUAUCCCAAAUCCAUCAUUCCCAUACCUGCCUCACAAACCCGGCGCUACCUAUCCUCACCACUCACUCACCUCAUUCACGCUCGCCUUGAAUCCGGCCAAUGUACACGUGCUUACUCGCCCGACUCUUCAUAUCUCAUCCCAUCUUAUCCUCCCCUUGCCCAACCGAGUCCCUGACCUGACCACACCUUGCCCGACUCGUGCUGCCUUGUCUCUCCCAGCGGCCAGGGUCAGGUCCUCUUCUUCCAAGACUCGGGACAUCCAUCCGCAUCCACUCACCCUAAUCGUCCGAAUUUCACCCCUCGCUCGUUACUACCACGCUAUCCGCAAGACCGUAAGGAUACCUAGCCUACCAAGUACCGCCGCUGCCUCCAGUCUUCCCUUACCUUUCCCAGCAAGGUUCCUGGUUCUUGCCGGAGGCUUGCUGCACUCCGGUCCUUUCUUCAAACAGCUAUUCCCUCGACCGUCACUUAUUAACACCCCUCCGCCGUCCAUUUUCAUGUGCACACACUUUUUGAUCCCCUCUUCUUCUUCUGAUACCUACUCCCGCCUUCUGACAACCUCGUUUUCUCUACUAUCUCGAAUCCUCCAAUCUUCGCUUCGUUAGCUCGACGACGGAGAUACAUCGCCCUCUAUUCUCCCGCCCAACUGACUCCCUUCUCACCUUCUUCCCACAGAGUGUAAACAGCGCAAUCGCCACAGUAUUGAACCCAUCUCGACGACUUGCCUUUGGAUAACGUUACAUGGCCCAAUAAUCGAUUACUCGACCUUGACGGCCUCGAAGGCCCGAUUUGGCCGAGGCAUUCCCACGACGACGGAAUAGGCUGGGCUUGGACCCCCGAUUACUGCACGUCAAUUCUGUCGACCAUGGACGCUGCUGCGAACCGACGGUCAAUGCUGCCCACCAUUCAGACGACACAUCAUGGAGAGCCGCACACCGCAACUAAAAGCUCCGCUGCAGAGCUCCGGAGUGUCUCGACACCAGCGCUGGGCGGCAAGAGGCGUAGUUUCUUAGCAAAGACCUUCCGGAAGGUCAGCAGCAGUUCCUCCUCAACUGACCUUGCGUCCAUGUCUGAGGAGGCCUCGAGCGGCCUCCAAAUGAAGAGUAAACGCGUUCUUCACAAGAACAACGGAUCCGGCGGCUCAAAUUCGUCCUCCAUUUUCUACCGCCUCAACCGACGAGCCUCCAAGGACUCUUCCGCGAGUUCGCACAUGUCCGAGGAGACUCCCAACUAUCUCAGCCCUCAGCCGCCAGCGCCGGUUCCUAUCAGAAUUCUCAAGCACGGAGCCUUAAAGACCGACAGCCGCCUGUGGAAAUCGCGCGCCGAGUAUGUUGUCUUAACUGACGGGCACCUCAUCAAAUUCAGCAGUGUCGAGUCAGCAAGGGCGAACUUUGCUGAGCUUGCCCCGCCGUCUCAGCGCUUGAAGAGGUCUUCGACGUCUUCCACUUUGAGUCAGGAUGGGUCACACUCUGAUGGUCGGGUCGAAAUUCCAUUGAGUAGGAUCGUCAACAUUUUCAACGAAGAGGGUGUAAGCCCUCACUUUGGACUGGAUGUGUGGUGGUCCGAGACUUCGCCAAUGGUAUCCUGGGCUUGCACAAAGUUGUUCUUUGGAAUGCCUACUGAGCGAGACGAGUGGAUGUCGGAGAUUCGCCAUGCUAUUCGUGAGUCUGUGGGCUCAGCUGUUGUGCCAAAGGGGCUCAUUGCCCCCAACGUCGAGUCCGCCAUUUACAACAUUGUUGCUACACAAGAGCCCGCGUGCCGAGGCUGCCCAUUGGAUAUCUUUCCAGUCGUUCAACGCACCACCCUCCUAAGUACCAAAGCCGAGAACAUUGAAAAUGCCAAAAAGUCUCGUGACGGAUCAUCGUAUUACUUGCUUCUCGGCCAGAACAAGUGCUAUCUUGUGCGAGUUGCCAGGACUUCCGUAUACAAAGCUCCCCAGGAUAUCGAAAUCAACACCGUAGUUUUUGGCUUGACAUCCCUGGUCCGCUUGAAAGCGACUAUGGUCCCUCACGAGGAGCGGUUCGUUCUUGGAUUCCGACUCCCUUGUGAAAACGAGAAACGACUCGAGCUGGCAAGUCGGUGGUACAGAGAGAUCGUCAUGACGUUCAUGAAGGCAGAUCGCGCAGUGAAGCCUGCUUGGCCUCAGCACAUGCAACGGCACAUUUUCGACAUCAGGGGUCUCACCGCUCAAUUGCUCCUUCCAACUGGGCAAGACUAUGGUGGACUUAAGCGCACCCUCGAGGCGUAUUGUGCGACGUUCCAGUGCAAGCCUCCCGAAUGGACUGUGAACUGGAAAUGCGAACGCCGGGAGCACUGCCCAGAAUUUCGACUUCUCCCUGCAAAGGAAGCAGGUGGAUACACGGCACUCCAGCUUUUGGCAGUCUUCAAGGCCCUCCGCUUCAAUGACUACUUCAAGGCUCUAUCGUUCCGUGACGUCGAUUUCUCGCCCCUGUGCGGGCUGACCGAUGUUCCGGGAUGGGACGAGUCCAUAGCUGACAUUUCUCGCGAUGGAUUUGUCAUCGAUCCCAUGCAUCGAGAUAUUAUCAAGACUGCUCCCCUGUUAUCCCAGGAGAUUCACGCUGUUGCCUUCACCUCUGGUUCUGUCCGUAAGAUAGACUUGACCAACGUUCUGGCAUCGCGUAACAUUGUUGGUGUCUCACGCGCUCGUGCCGGGACCAAGAAGGAUCCCGAGGUCGUUCGCCCUAUCCUUCUUUUGCUCAAAACCCGCAGCACUCCUUGUGAUACUCUGCUAGUUGGUGGGAACCCACUGACGGCAGCUGAAGUUGACGAUCUUGUGGGUGUCCUCCAUAUUCCCGAUCUUCUCAAGGAGCUCGACAUUUCUAGAUGCAAUCUCGAUGAGAGAAGCUUGGAAGAAGUUUGGGAUGCUUUACCCUCCCAGGGAUACAAGAUGGAGGCUCUCAAUACUUCUCGCAAUAUUGGACACGUGGAUCACAUGGCCGUGAAGCAAAACCUGGCUCAUUUCUACAAUUUGCGAAAGCUCGGCAUCGCAGGAAACUGCCUCACUCAGGCCAAGGAUACCAUCUUCCUCGACGAAACUAUCAUGGGAUGGGGCCUUGAGGAGCUGGAUCUCUCACAUAUCAACCUCAAUGACGCCACAUUGCAAGUUCUGGGCGACUACUUGAAGUCUUCACAGGCCGACUAUCUCCGCAGGCUUGACCUCAACAACUGCGCAAUGACCGGUUCCCAAAUCGCAACUCUCUUCCGCAGCAUGGGUGAAGCAAGAGUGAUUACUUGCUCUAUCAGCGGCAACUAUCUCGAGAACGGCACAGACGAUUUGGUAUCUGCCAUUGUUGACAAUUUCGGACCGACGUCCCUCUUCAUGGAUAUGGUUGAAUUUCAAAACGAGGACAACUACAUCAAGCUCAUCAACGCGCUCUCAGUCAACAAAUCGAUACGACUGCUCAGCCUGGUGGGAACUUCAACCCCUGGACAAGUCAGCGAGGACGCCUGCAUGGCCGUGUCAGAGUUCUUUGCCACGAACAAAUCGGUUCAAUACCUCGACUUCUCCGGCUUUUCCGCCAAGCUCGACGAGGGUCAACUCGGCCUGGGCUUCUCGCGCUCUCUGUCUGGACUCGCCGAGAACAAGACGCUGCGUCACCUGCGAAUUCGGAACCAAAAGUUGAACUUGAACAUUGGUGAUCUGGCACAUGCGAUCCAACUCAACCAAACCCUCACGACACUCGACGUACAGGAGAACAACUUCAAUCUGUCCAACUUGUCCCACAUGGUUAGAUCUCUUGACCACAAUAGCUCUAUCCAAGAGUUUUGCCCGUUCUCCCGGUCUGAGCUUAGCCGGGCUAUCAAGUUCAGCGUCCAGAACGUCGGCAUGCCAACGAGCCAGCCGACUUCGUCUCGAGCCCGCCGCGCGUCCAAGGUCCUAUCAAAGGCCACUUUUGACAACUUUGCAAUGGAAAUGGACAAGAACAAUGCUCUCAUGGAGAACUUGAAGGACGAGUGGAGCGUCAAGACGGCUCAGAUUGAACGUCUUCUCGAGAGAAAUCGGACCUUGAGUUCUGAAAAGGAGAUGGCGAUUAUGCAGUGGGAUCCUCAAGUGGAAGGCCAGGAGGAUUGGAUCGCCCUUGAGCUCGGCACUGUCUUCGGAGGCCUUGCCAUCAAGGCUAUGAAGACCCGACGCAAGAUUAUGCAGCCUGGCUAUCGCGGCAGCGUAUACUUUGGUGCAAAUACCCCGCCUCUGGAGGGUAUGGAAGAGUUUGGUGCCUUGGCAGCUCCUCACCAUGUCACUCGCGAGGAAGUCAUGGAAAGUCCCGCGACAGAGGUCGCCAGCGGUUCCUCCGGUCUUCCGACCCCUCCCGAAUGGGCUCCUGCUGAGAGCCCCGUCAAGGAGUACUCAAUUGCGUCCAGCGCACCACCGUCUCGCGAUGCACCUCGCAUCAUCGAUGAGAACGCUAAUGAGUUCGACCUUUCUCUUCUCAAACAUAUGAUACAACAUGGAUUCAACCUCGACGAUUCGACGCAAGGCCAGGACCAGGACGUCGGCAGGAAAGCGGGGCCCUCAGUGUCGACCACGAGACUCAGAUGAAUCAAAUACACAAUCGAAACGAAGAACAAAUACACAAUCGAAACGAAGAACAAAAACAUUCGAAAAGGAACGAAAGAAAAGCGAAACGAAAAAAACACGAAAGACACCAACUCAUGUGUCCCCCAUACAAUCUCCCACGUUUACCAAAUCAUUAGACAUUAGCGACGGCAACAUCAUUUUUUGUGUUUUUUGUUUAACAAGGCGUUUAUAAAAGGGAGGAACAGGUGUUUUGUUUUCUUGGAAUAUCGCGCGGGAUUGAUACCCAGACUCGCAGCAAUGCUCUAGUAUUAGUGUUGGAUUCUAUCCCGUGCCAUGGGCACGGUUGGCUUACAGUUUCGGCGUUGCGGUUCCUCGCUCAGCAUACUUACUCUGUUUUGGAUUUUGCCCAAUGUAGGAAUACUAUCAGAGGAUGGAGCAUGCUUUGGUUGGAGGGUAGUCAGUUUCUCACCGAUAAUACAUAAUUGUGAGAUUAUUCAACAUGGC